UUAGUUAAGUACCUAGCCAGAUAUUCGUGCUUAGCUCAUGGCGAUCGUGCUCACUACGCGAACCUGUGUAGCCAACCGUGGUUUUGGGGCCCUCUAACUUUGUUAGAGGCCAAGGAAUUGCUUCAGGAUGCGCCAAGCGGAUCUUUUAUUGUUCGUGACAGUGAACAUGAUACUUCUAAGUUCACGUUAACUUUCCGUUGCUCAAACAAUUCUAUCCUUAACAAUCGUAUUGCGCAAACCGGCACUGUAUUCGGGUUUAUUCAGUAUUCUCUAAAAUACAAGCAGGAAAAAGCCCACGAAGACGGUAUCUGGUGCUGCGCUUGGCGCAAACGCGAGUCCGAUGGAAAGGAUCUUAUCAUCACCGGAUGCUUAGACAACACUCUCAAAUUAUGGAAUUGGGAUGGAAAUGCGCUUAAUCUUACGUGCCCAUUGGAGGGUCAUCGCUUGGGUGUUGUUUCUGUCGAUAUUAACAAGGCUGGUACACUAGCAGCAUCUGGAAGUCUCGACAAUCAGAUCAUAUUUUGGGACUUGGAGAGCAACAAACAGGUGAGCGUGCACGAGGGCGCACCGGCGGAGACCUGGUCGGUGGCGUUUUCGCCCGACUCGCGCUUCGUGGCCACCGGCAGCCACUCGGGCUGCGUCCACAUGAUCGGUGUGGAGUCGCACAAAAACGAGAGCUCCAUCGACCUCGACGGCAAAUUCGUCUACUGCCUUGCAUACAGCUCCGACGGGACGCGCUUGGCCGCGGGUUCCAUGAGCGGCAUCGUGAGCAUCGUGGAUUUGCGCUCGGGCGCCAUUUUCCCGCUCGACGGCCACGCCAUGCCCGUGCGCUCGGUCGCCUUCUCGCCCGACGGCCGCCUCCUCGCCUCCACCUCCGACGACAAACAAGUCCGCAUCUACGACGCAAACGACGGACGCCUCGUGGCCUCCAGCCUGAAUGGUCACUCGUCCUGGGUCGUUUCGGCUGCCUUCAGUCCGGACAACCGUCACUUGGCAACCGCUUCCACUGACAAAACUGUCCGUGUCUGGGAUGUACCUUCCAAAAUGGAGGAGCACGUUUUCAAGGAGCAUGAAGAUCAGGUUUGGGCUGUGCGCUACAACAGUGAUGGUUCCCACCUCCUCUCUGUUGGAGGCGACCACAACGUCAUGGUGUAUGCCUGUUCGAAGUAUUCAAAAUAA
Molecule: messenger RNA, 1179 nt
Organism: Mesocestoides corti
Lineage: Eukaryota; Metazoa; Platyhelminthes; Cestoda; Cyclophyllidea; Mesocestoididae
Source: the annotation of a GenBank genome assembly